CGAGAUAUAUGUGAAUAAAGCAGCAUCUUAAACUAAUGCUGCCGCAUUCGUUUCGUAUCAGUGUGCAGCUCAGAUAACAUAACUCGCUACCGGCAUGGAAUUGUCAAUGCUUGCCUAGUACUAAUACCGCGCCGGUUUUUCGGCUUUGCCCUCACCCAACAUCAUGGGGAAUUCGAUCUCCGCCGAAGCUCCAUGGAAGGGUCACCGAGCAUCUCAAAAACUAUCAAAACCUAAGAUAGGUAAUCCUACCGCAGCUGGCCUGUUGAAUACAAAUGGCGCCUCAAAUCCACCGCGCCAUUCCCCGGCAGCGAGACGUGCCUCGCUUCCCCACGCUCCUAUAUUUUCAGCCCCGCCGAUGCUUCCUGAAAAGGAUCCUAUCGUAUCCGUAAGCGUGCCAGGCGGCGAGAAAGGGCUGGAUUUAGGGCGUCGUAUUUCGAGGAGACUAUUCCGUUCCAACACCUCCAAAGAUGUACCCAGGCAUCACCGGAGAAGUAACAGUGUCGAGGUACCGGAUCUUCCGCAAGAGCGUUGGUCAAAUAGGAUAGAAUCUUUAGGGAAUGGAUUCGAUGAAGGCUAUAACUAUGGCCAGGCUUCUGCCCAAGUGAGCUUGUCUAUGAGCGCGUCACGAACUUCGUUUAAUUAUGAUCAUUUCUCUUACGAGGCUCAACGCUUGUCAAAUCUCGUUAACGAACCGUCUCGCGAAGAUAAUUCGACUGUUUUGGAGAGUCGAAUACACAUUUCCGAAGCGAUGCGGGGGGACCUCAGGGGGCGACGACCCUCAAUUCCUGAGGCACCUCCGUCAAUAACUCAUAAUAAUUCUGACUUGUCUUUAUAUACCCCUAUGCGACGGAGGUCUUUUAUGACUCCUGGCGUUGCUACUCGUGAAAUGCCGAUAGACUCAAACCCUCCAAAAACGAGAUACAGCGUCCCCUCUACUCCAGCGCGUCGAGAGUCUAUAGAGUCAAUGGGUAUUAGUACGAUUAAUGCGCCUCAUCGAUUAACCGAUCCAGAGCCUGUACCCCGUGCACUUACACCAUGUGAGGCGGAAUAUACACAGACAGGCGCUUUUAAGCUUGGCACCCUACGAAUUACAAAUGGCAGUCCAGCAAGGAGCCCGGCAAGGAGUCCUGUUCGAGAUGUUGAUCGUGAUACCAAGUAUGAAGAUACCGUGAGAUUGGCGGUUAAUGGUACAGCAGAAGCUUAUUCUGGGACGGUGCAAACGGCUCCAACCAACCAUAUUCAGACUCAAAGUUCCGAGGUGUCGGUCUCAAAAGUUGAAGUUCAAAUCAAUUCUAAUGUCGAAGGAGCCGCCUCUACAUACUCUAUAUCAUCUCGGAAGCUCCCCGAGCUCCCAGGCGAGCAUCAGGCAAGCCCACCAGUGCUUGAUGAUGAGAAGUUGACUAUCCCAGAUAUACACGUAACUAGCAAGCAUACAGCUAUAGAGGAUAAACUGUUCGACGACGACGACGAUCAGGACGAGUAUUCGUCAGUUGAGGUUCUGGAUGUACGACUUGACGCAAAUGCGAAGUCUACGCCACCUUGCAAGAAGCCAACGGCGGAAGAGAGAAGCUCCAAGGAGAUCAGUAGGUCAGAUAGUGGCAUUGCGAGCCCUGCUUCGGAGUACUCGGCCGCGCCUUUUUUGUCCAAGGCAGAUUCAGGCUACAGCUCAAGUGUCUCAUUACGAUCGUUUUCUUCAAAGCCACAGGCUCCCGAACAAGGCCGCACUGCUGAGGUUAUGAACGAUGCUAGUGUGAAACAAAGCAGGCGCGCUGAAGAAUUAGAGGCUACAAGUCCUACUAUCACGACAGCCAACGUUGACACUUCUAAGUCAUCUGACGAACGAUCCCCUCCACCGGUCCCUAUGAAAGAUCCUCAUUUUGUUGCUCUUGCUAGCCCCAAGACGCCGGGCGAACUAUCACCACAAUUCCAGCAAGCCCCCAGAUCAUUAGGCGCUCCGCAGCCUACUCAGGUGCCAGAAAGAGUCUUGCCACCACGCAAUAUGUGGAAUCAUCCCAGUCGUAACAUGGAAACUUACAAGGCAUCUCUACGUAGUCCACCUACAUCUAGUCCUAGUCGAAGCAUCACCACUGGCUUCCGCAAGCCCGGAAAGCUGCAGAGAUUUUUAAGUGGAAGUCGAGUACCGCUUACUGCCCAUAAUACGCAUCCUGUUGGAUAUGCACGUGUUCCUGCUGUCUCUAGGGAUAUGCAUGCAAGGCUUCAAAUGCACUCGGGGUCAAGGCCAAUUUCGUUCAGGAAAUUAGCUCUAAGGUCUGCAGCUAGCAAAGAGACACUGGGAACAAUUCUAAGUGUUGGAAGUGCAGAGCUCCUCCAGGAUGAAGACCUCUCUCCGAAGAUCUUAGGUGGUCAAAUAAUGGCUCCAGAUCGAAAUCAAGGGACCCCAGUUUCUAUUGAAUCGACGGUUACGGAUAAUUCAUCCAUGUUAUCGAAGAAGUCGGUCCGUCGUAAGCCUGUACCUGCUCGAGGUUAUGGUACAUCUCGUAAGCCGCCUACAAUCACCAAAACAUCCCCGGAAAGUAAGCUCGUUCAAGUCGCAUCACCUAAAACAACCAAUGGAGACCCUAACGAUUCUACUAAUAUCAUUACAUCAAACGACAGAACGAGAUACCCUACAUACAUUCCACGACAGCCUAGCUCAAGUACUGUGGUAGGCCAUAUAGAAGAGGGAUCGAGGAUGAUUAAUAUGAGACGUAGUUAUGAAUUCGCCCAAGGCGAAUCGGACUCUGCAACAUCCCUUGAACUUCCACCACCACCUAUGCCAAGUUCGAGAUUUUCUAAAAGCCCCCCUCCUGUUAGUAUGAGAACUCGGAAUAUGGGUUCUCUACGAGUUCCUUCGCCAGUAAGGUCAAAAUCAACUCCUCCAGAAAACAUAGGCCGGCCAGGGCAACCUCUCUACUCUCGUAGGGGAAGUCGCGAAGGUAAUUUAAGAACCCCCGACAUGAGCGGCACUUUUGCGGCAAAUCAAACUGCACUAUCCAGAAGAUCGAGUCGGGAGAAUUUUCAAAAUUACACUCCCGGCCAAGCUCGUCGUUACGUUGACAAGUCUUCUGCGUUGCCUGCACCAAACGGUGUUAAGCCUAUAAGCUUCAGAUCGGAAGCGGUAGAUCGGGCUCCCAGUUGGGAUAUUCAGGUAGACCAUGGUCCUUCCCUUUCUCGACAAUCAUCAUUCGAUUAUAGCCGCCGAAGUUCACUUGCUAGUCAAUCGAGUCGACGAAGCGUUGCAACUACUGGGCCAGCCCUCUUCCGGCAACCAUACCAUUCGCAACCAGAUUUACCAUUACAUCGCCGGCCUAGUUAUGACGAGUAUAAUAUCGUGCCGCAAGACAGUUGUGCUCGGGAUAACGGCCCUUACCCAUCACUGUCUCGCAACGGGCAGACAUACGUCUCAGAUCCUUGGAGUGGUCGGUCGAUGUCACUACCACGGCAAUGGGAUGAACAUAUACAGCAUCCUACACACGCCCCUCGACACCAUACUAGGCACCAGAGCUUGGAUCAGCAAGGUAACCCCAUGCAUUAUCGGGUUCUUCAUUCCUACAACUCUCCUGCUUAUCGUCACUUGCCCAUCUGGAGAUAAAUUACGUGUCCUGCUACCUUUCCUAAGAGGUGAAUUGCAAAAUCUCCCUUGUACUCUUUGCAUUCUUGCUUAAGACGUCUCGCACAAUUCCAAUUAUUUCCUUGAUAUCCCGCAUUGUCCCGGCGUUUUAUUUUGAGGUAGCAUAAUGGCUACCAUGUGGCACUUCCCCCACUGCAUUCAUUAUUACCAAUCAUUUUCUUUUGUCGAGUGAAAGAGUGCGCUCCUGUGGUUGAUCUGUGGCAUACUACAAGAUCAAGGUGGAUUUUUGAUUCUGGAUGAUAACGGCAACAAUUUACGACACUAGGCAACGGUCAUGGCACAGGUUGGGAGGAAGAGUUUGCUCUAUUUUUCUUCUAUGUUCUAAUAAACGGAAAAUGAUACCACGUAUUUGACGGACGCACAUUCUAUACCCAUUCGGAAACAGGGACGUCAUUUUCUUGUACUCGGGCGCUAUGGCAUCACGGCUUGGCAGGUAUACGAGUAGCUGUUGCUACUUACUGUUGCAGGAACUGUACAUAUAGUAUAGCAACAAGGAAUAAGAGAUACAUAUAUGCGAGAUAAAAUUCUCUGCGCCUUCUGGUCUGUUUAGAACAAAAUAAACGUACCUGUUAAUUAAGGCGUUUGCUAUAACUACCCGUUAUACGUUUUUGUUUUUUCCACCUGCAUAUUUAACUAAUUGAACGGCGUAGGGUUGACUUGUCAAUUAAAAAUACGAUAUGUAUAACUUUAUAUUAA
Molecule: messenger RNA, 4327 nt
Organism: Daldinia vernicosa
Lineage: Eukaryota; Fungi; Ascomycota; Sordariomycetes; Xylariales; Hypoxylaceae
Exons: 3
Coding region: 164-3592 (1142 amino acids)
Source: RefSeq, a predicted model, not a curated record